AUGUGUCAUUUUUGUGAUGUUGAAAUAGGUUUUACUGGUUCAUGUCGACAAACAUUAGCUGAAUUUGAUCUUGAUUUAGAUGUUUAUCUAAUACAUAUAAAAAAUGAAUCAAAAAUGUAUAAACUUCAAGAUUUAUUAUCUAUAACUUUUAUACCUUAUGAUCUUCAAAAAUUUCGUGCAAGUCAUGAUAUUAUAGAAUGA
Molecule: messenger RNA, 201 nt
Organism: Rotaria sordida
Lineage: Eukaryota; Metazoa; Rotifera; Eurotatoria; Philodinida; Philodinidae
Source: the annotation of a GenBank genome assembly